Polypterus senegalus (gray bichir) is the source of this 4828-nucleotide messenger RNA. Its product is annotated as zinc finger protein 567-like. Gene Ontology annotation, cellular component: nucleus. The transcript has 3 exons. NCBI's taxonomy places the organism in Eukaryota, Metazoa, Chordata, Cladistia, Polypteriformes, Polypteridae. Bases 279 to 1481 code for a protein of 400 amino acids. The record is from RefSeq and is a predicted model, not a curated record.
UUCAAGCACGCCUCAGAGAAGCUUUUUGAAAGUUCGGAACUGUGUAGACAAGUUAGCAUCAAGCAGCCCUUCACUACUUUGGUCCUAUGAGACCCUCGUGCUCCGACUUUGUGACGGCCACAACAUCAAGCAAAGGUGUAGAAGGGCUUUCCUAUUUCCCUUGUCCAUACACUGAGGCGUCUAAUGGCCUCCAGCUCAGGGCUGUUCAUGUGAGAAAGGAAUCUGAAAAGAGAAGGGCAGACACUUAAAGAGAGAGAGAGAAGAGUUUCCCACAGAGCAUGGCCUCUGCCAAAAAAGAUGGUGUGGAUGAAAGAACGGUGGACAUUAAAGAAGAGGACUGUGAGUGGCUCACACCAGAGUAUGUGUGUGUGAAGCUGGAAGAUCACGAAGAAAGAAUUUCAGUUUUUAAAGAGGAGGAGGGGUGCAAGGGGGUGACUGCUGCCAUUAAAUCUGAGGAUUUGAAUGAUUUCUCAGUUGGUCUUGUACUUCAAAAGCAUGAAACUGAGGAUAUUUUCAAACAAGAUGCCUGUGAAGAAUCUCCAUCCAGUUUACAGCCCUGGUCCACUAAUACGGGACGACUGGCUACGCAGGAGAAUUCUGCAGAGCUAAAAUCAGAGUUAUCAGAGUCUGAAGAGAAAAUCACAGAGGAAAAAGGGAGAGGAGAAGAGUCACCUGGGAGUGCUGGAAUAAAUUUACAGAAGAAUGGAAACUUCUCUCCACCUUCAUUUGGUCAGCCCUCUCCUCAACACAAAGAGAAAGGUAUGAAGAAAUCAGCAAAUGGAUCAGAGAAGCUGACAGCAGCCUUUUUGCAGUACAGUUUUCUCCCUGCUACUGGAGCAACACAGACAGCUGAUCGACAGCAUGUGGAGAAAGAAAUCCAAAUUCAUAUUGGAAAAAAAUGUUUGGAAUGUGGCAAACAAUUCACACACAAAAGUGAUCUUAAUAAGCAUAUGAAGAUUCACACAGGAGAUAAAACAUAUUGUUGUCAUGAAUGUGGUAAGUCGUUCUCGUAUCUAUGCAAUCUUCAGACGCACAGAAGAAUCCACACAGGAGAAAAACCUCAUUGCUGUCCAGCGUGUGGUAAGUCGUUCUCAACGAGUAGCUAUCUUCAGAUGCACAAAAGAAUCCACACAGGAGAAAAACCUCAUUGUUGUCCAGAGUGUGGUAAGUCGUUCUCCAAUAGAAGCAAUCUUCAGACGCACAGAAGAAACCACACAGGAGAAAAACCUUAUUGUUGUCCAGAUUGUGGCAAACAGUUUUCUGACAAACGAACUUUUCAAAGGCAUACAGAAUUUGAUACUGGAGAGAAGCCAUAUUGCUGUCCUGAAUGUGGAAAAAGGUUUUUUAACAGAAAUUGUUUUCGAGUACACACACAAACUCACACUGAAAAGAAAAUUCAGUAUGUCUGUUUUGAAUGUGGUAAAUGUUAUGCAAACAAGAGAAGUCUUCAUAGACAUGCCAAAAUCCAUACUGGAGAAUAAUAUUUUUGCUGUUCUGAAUGGGGAACCGAUUCUUAGACUGUACUUCAGUCCCACAUCUGAACUCACACUUGCGACAAACCUUAUUGUUGUCCUGAAAGUGAUAAGAAGUUCUCCCAACAAAGCACCUUCCAGAGUCACAUCAGACUUCAUACAGGAGAGAAACCUCACCAUUGCUUGGAAUGUGGCAAACGAUUCUCAUGCCUCAAUUCUCUGUGUAAUCAUGAGAGAAGUCUUACAGUUGUACUGAAUGUUGGAAUGUGAUUCUCCUAUAAUAGUUCUCUUCACUUUCAUAAAAUAAUUCAUUCUGGUAAGAAACAACACUGUUCUGACUGUGGCAAGCUUUUCUCAGACAGCAGAACUCUUAAAGAUCACAUGAGAAUUCACUGUGGAGAGAAACCUUAUUGCUGUCCAAAAUGUGGCAAAUGAUUCUCACAUCAAAGCGCACUUAGGUGCCACAGAAGGAUCCACACUGGAGAGAAACAGUACACCUGUUCUGAAUGUGGUAAAGGGUUCUCUUCCAGAAGAAGUUUUCAGAGACACACACAAAGUCAUAUUGGAGUAAAGCCUGUCCCAGAAAUGACCAAUGAUCUUUCUAUUGGCUCCUCAAUGAAAACAAUUGAAGAUAAAUUUUAUGAAUGCUGUAAAGGACUCCAGUUGAAAGUAGCUAAUAAGUUAUAAAAACAGUGGAGAUAACACUGAAAGUGUGAAACAGUUCCUAGAUUUAAGGUCACCUCAGAGCCACAUAUGAAUUCACACUGAAAUACAACACACAUUUCACAAACAGCAAGAAUCUUCUUCAACAACUUAUAGGUGCAAGAAAAACCUCAUUGUUGUCCUAAAUGUGGUUAAUGCUUUUCUGGCAGCAGUAGCCUUCAUAUUCGUCAAUGACUGACUUACUUGUGGUAAGCCUCUUAGCUGUUCUGAAUGUAGAAAGUGGUCCUCCUUUAUCAGCCAUCAUCAGCAACACGUAAGAUUUCAUGAAGGACUCAAACUGUACUGCGAGUACGUCGGCCACACAGGGACUGAACACAACUGAAAAAGUGCAAUGUAAUAAUGAAAAAAUGGAGAAGUCAAAUCAAAUCCACAGUGUAGUGCCAACUACAAGGAUGUGCCACUGACAAUGAGGAGAAUAUUUUUGUUUCGGAGCUUUGGAGAUGUGGCCUUAUCUGAGUAGUAAUGAACUUGUACCGUCUCUGGGAUGUCACAUGAUGAACAUGAACUUAAUUUUUUGGUUAGCUACUCAGUUUCAGAUCUGGUUCCAAUGCAGCAAAGGCCUCCUGGAGUUCCCGAUCACCCCCUCUGAAAUUAGUGCCCCGGUCACAUAGGAAUUCAUAAGGCUUCCCUCUUCUUGCCCCAAAACGUCUGACUGCAAGUAAAAAUGAAUCUGUAUCCAUGCUGCUUAGCAGGUCCAGAUGUACACACCUUGUAAUAAGGCAUUUGAAUAUUAUACCCCACCUUUUCUAAUGUCUUCUGCAAAUACGGAUUGUAUAAGGGCCAACACAGUCAAUCACUCAUAGAUUUCUGGGAUGCGCUCUCUUUCCAAGUUCCGCCAAAGAAAACGUAGCAAGGGUUGAUCUUCUGGAAUUAACUGUACCUGUUGAAACAUCGCCCAUAUAUCUCCACUUAUGGCAAUGUUGUGCUCUCGGAACCUGAGCAGUACCCAAGUAGUGAUGGACCUAAUGUUGGUCCAGGCAAAAGGUUGUCAUUUAAGUUAAUUUUCUGGUAGUUGUUAGAGCAGUUGAACACAACCCUGGCCUUGCCAUUGUGCUGUACAAUAUGGUGUGGAACAUACCAUGAUUAAAGAGAUCUCUCAGCUUCUUCCCUUGGUAUCUUCACCACAUGACCAUGGCUGAUUUGAUCGACAUGAAAACGAGGUGACAAUGUGUUUACUGUAAGAAUGCUCUGAUUCUCUGUAGCAGAAACAAUGUCAUGAAGUGCAGGUAAAUGUUGACCUCCGCGUGUUGCACAGGGUUUCUUAAGUGUACAAUUAUCCUGUUUGUGACCUCGGCCGCACCUCCAACAUCUAUCUUGUUCCAUAACCCAUUUCUCCUUUUCUGUAUGGCUCAAUUUGCUGAAAGUUUCACAAGCAUUGAGGUAAUGCUCACGGUUAUUGCAGCAAGGGCAAAAUGGUUUAAAACAGACCCGCUUUGUAGCUGUACUUGUUGCUUUAGUGUCCGUUGAUGGAGCAGAGGACAUUGAAGCAGAAGGCAUGUGCUGCUCAUUUCCUAUAAGAACUGUGGCUGUUUUGGUCUUGGUAAACUUGAAGAGCUUGUGCUCUCUUCGGUAAGGCUCUCCUUUAACUGCUUCCAUUGCACAUCUGGAUAUCUGUAUGGCCUGAGCUUUCCGGUCAAGCCAUUCUGCAAGAUCUGGUAGAGUGUAUGUUCUGGCACUGCCACUCAUGAUAAUGUGUUUAUUAAAGCAGUGUUCAAUAAGCGAGUCUCUAUAGUUCGCAGGUAGUUUAGCUAGCAAUGCAUCUACAUGAGAUCCACACUGUAGUUCAGCUCUAGCGGGCCCAUCCAUAGUAUUAAGCAUGCCCACCAAAGUGUUUAGAGCAGUAGUAAAAUCCUCAAAGCAGUGAGCAUUAUCUGGACAUAAGGCUGGAGUGUUUAGGAUUGACUUUAAUUCACAUUGAACUAAUUGUCUUGGUUGACCAUAUCUUUGCUCUAAAGCUUGCAUUGCACUAGUGUAUGGGAAUGGGUGAUGGACAUACCUUUUAUCAAUCUGAUAAGCAGUGGGUAGCUCUAGAUGAUCCAGCAAUAUUUGGUACUUAUAAUCUUCAGUUAAAUGGAGAUGAGGACCAAGAAUACCGUCCAAUGCUGUCUUAAGCACGAGAAAGUCACUCUCUUUGCCUUAAGAAAAGGCUGCUAACUUUGGUUUUGGUAUGCCAUAUGAUGAUGCAAUUGCCAUUUCCAUUAAUCCAGGCACACUAGGAUCAGUAGGAGUGUAAAUGUGCAGAGGAGGCUGCCUUUGGUUGUGCUGAUGCAGAAUUAAGUUAGAAAUGGAGGACAGUGGCAGCGGCUGAAACGAUGUCUGCACAGGUGUUGGUGCAGGCUGCACAAAGUCCUCCAAGUAAGCUGGCACAUGCCAUGUGUGACUUGGACAAGGAUUUGUUGUCUGUGUCUCACUGUAAAAAUCUCUAGAUGUAGCCAUAGCGCAACCAAUGUACAGUACUAUCCGGCUUGAAGGACCACUUUGUGAGGCACAGACAGGGACUGAUGUACUUUGGCUUUGUUUCUUGAGUGACUGAAGUAAAUAUUAGGGCAACGGAUGUUGGAAAUGACUGCUUUCUUGACCAGGGUGUUAUCAACACUGAGAGGUUACACUUGAAUAAUAAAAAUAAUUCUUUA